CCCACCUCGUCUCCUUCCCAGCUCGCAUCAGCUAGCCAAGCCCAAAGACAUCAAGAGAGCUCUCGAUCUCUCGCCAUGGCCGCCGCCAAGAACGGCCGCAUUGCCCUCCUCCUCGCCGCGCUCGCCCUGUCCGCUCAGCUCGCGCCGGCCGCCGCGACGUGGUGCGGCUCCAACUGCCCGACGACGAAGCCGCCUCCGCCACCGUGCCAGCCGCCACCGCCGACGCCGACGCCCGCGACCCCAACGACGCCGCCGACUCCGUGGACUCCGCCGCCUGCAACGCCGACGCCGCCGACGCCGACUCCGUGGACUCCGACGCCUGCGACGCCGCCGCCAACGCCGGCGACGCCCGCGACUCCGACGACGCCGCCGACGCCGGCGCCGGCGCCGUCGACGCCGACGGGGAAGUGCCCGGUGGACACGCUGAAGCUGCUGGCGUGCGUGGACGCGCUGAACGGGCUGGUGCACGCGGUGGUCGGCGCCACCGCCGGCGACACCUGCUGCCCGCUGCUGUCCGGCGUCGCCGACCUCGACGCCGCGCUCUGCCUCUGCACCGCCAUCAAGGCCAAGGCGCUCGGCCUCAGCCUCGUCCUCCCCGUCGCCAUCUCCGUGCUCGUCAAUGACUGCGGCAAGUACGUGCCCUCCGACUUCCAGUGCCCAUCCACUGAUCCACCGUACAUAUAAAUCAUCUCAAAUAAUUAAUCACACACACCAUCUCUGCAUGCAUGCGUGCAUGGAUGGAUUAAUUAAUUAAUUAAGCUAUUAAUACCUGCAUGAGUAUAGUUUAUCGCCUGGCUAUACUAUAUACAUGCAUAAAUUAUAUAAAAUACAUAUAGUAACGUAUGUAGCAUAUAUACAUGAGCUCUGAUCGACUUGUGUCAUGGAGACAUGGAGGCAUGCAUAUGGAGCCUUGGAUUGUGCAUUAAUUGAUGUAUAAUAAUAUUUGUGUGACAUAUAUAUAUAUAUAUAUAUAUAUAUAUAUAUAUAUAUAUAUAUAUAUAUAUAUAUAUAUAUACAUGUGGAGUUUGUGGUAUUUGCAGGUUUGUUGUGGUUUGGGAGAUUUAUAAUGAAAUAAAGAGUGUGUGAUAUGUAUGCUAUGAAAUACAAAGUUUGAUGUGUAUGUACCAUGUAUAUGUGUAUGGUUGACAAAGCCUGUCAACUUUCCUAUAUAUAAAACGUACUUAAAAGAA
Messenger RNA from Oryza sativa Japonica Group (Japanese rice), 1190 nucleotides. Its product is annotated as pEARLI1-like lipid transfer protein 3. Lineage: Eukaryota; Viridiplantae; Streptophyta; Magnoliopsida; Poales; Poaceae. The record is from RefSeq and is a predicted model, not a curated record.